Messenger RNA from Umbelopsis ramanniana AG, 973 nucleotides. RefSeq lists its product as uncharacterized. Gene Ontology annotation, molecular function: protein binding. The transcript has 6 exons. The record is from RefSeq and is a predicted model, not a curated record. Lineage: Eukaryota; Fungi; Mucoromycota; Umbelopsidomycetes; Umbelopsidales; Umbelopsidaceae. The coding region runs from base 144 to 953 and encodes 269 amino acids.
AUGACCGAACAUUCUUACAAUAAUCGAAGAAAGGCAAAUGCUUACUGAUUACUUCGCGGGAUUUGUAGGAAGACACCGUUUUAGAUACGAAAAGUGGUUCUAUACAAUCGAUAGUUUUAUAUGAUGUGACUGGAUUUAACGCGAUGGAUUUAAUUGUUGGGGAUUCGGACGGCACGGUUACGGUAUUUUCAAGGCGACAAAUGCUAAGUAAACGGAUAAUUGGAGCUGCAAUCACUCACCUUGAAAUGUAUGAGGACGCAAUCGGAGGGUUUGAAAUUAUAUCCGGUGGCGUUGAUGGAAUUGUUACUUCUUUUCACCCACACGACUCACGGUGGCGAUGCAACGUCGGUGAGGAAUCCGCUCGAUUGUAUACUGGAAGCGCGACAGCUGGGCACUCACCCUCCAUUAGAUGCUUAUUAUCUGCCAAGCUCGAGGAUACUGACGGGCUUUCUAUAGCCUAUACACUGGUUUGUGAUGGUUGGCCAUUACUUCACUUUCUAUCCAAGGGCGAGCGGAUAAUGACUAUCUCACUUCCUGCUGUAAUCAACACCAUGUGCACCGGCUAUUUCUCCCGCUCGUCCAGGAACGCUAAUGCAGACAAAUUCUGCGAUAAACAACAGAUUGCGCUAGCUGGACAGAACGGUGAUAUCUACAUAAUGGAAAACUAUAAGAUAUCAAGUUUCUUCUCAGUUGGCUAUCCUGUCACGAAGUUACUAAGAUACAGACCAAGAGGGUUGAAGAAUACCUCGCCUGACGUUCUCAUUUGUGCUGGUCACCGCAAUGAGCUAAAGGCGUAUCACAACGGCAACCACCUCACUACAUACGAAACCGAAGAUUGGAUUCAUGAUAUGACUUUAGGUGACAUCGAUGCCGAUGAUAAUGAAGAGCUGGUGUUAGGUUUAUUGAAUCAAACCAUUCUAGUUCUGAAAUUUCAAGUGUAUAUAGACAAAUAAUUAAUGAUGACGAUGCUAUA